AGUUUCGCAGGUCCGGAAAGCCGGGAAAUCGCCUGCGGGGGGCGGGGCCAGUUUGGUGUGCGGGAAGGCGAGGCCAGCUCCAGGGGGGCGGGGCAGGGGUGAGGCGGGGAGAAGGGCGGAGCUACCAGGACCUGUUGAUCGCAGGUGUCACUGCCCUCACUGGCCCUGGAGUGCUGAGGCAUGUGCGCAUGCUCCGUGCGCUGGGUCGAGCUCUAGGCGGCAGAGACCAGUAGCCUCUGCUCCAGUUCCCGGUGAGCCUCGGUUACGGUGGCAGCUGUUUGUCUAACAGCUUGGUGUCGACCUGAGGCGGAGCUAGGCCAACGGGAGGUAGCUCUGUAGAAGUAGAAGGCCAUUGUUUCUCUACCUGGACCGCAUACUAUUCUCGCUGAAAGGGCAGAGCUCAAGGUUACAUUGAUAUGAAAUAUGGAGUCACCUUUAAUAACUUCACCUGGAAAAGAGUCUUCUUUCUUUUUAAGAAAACAUAAGGAAAACAUGUGACCAAAGGAAUCAUACCAUACACCAACUCUACAUCUUUUUUUAUCAUCUUUUUUUUUUAAACCAAGACAAAAGAUUUAAAUGACUUGUGCUUUAAAGAAUAUGAUUUGUUCGACAUUAUUUUUAGCAGUUUUUUUUAAAAUCUUUUUCAUCUUAAACUGUACAACUCGUAAAAUUUAACACAAAGAUUUUUAAAUCUUGAAGGCCUUGUUUAAAAUAGCUUUCUUUUUUAGCUUUCAGAACUUCUAUGCUAUAUAUCCUAUUUUUACUUGACAAAGUCCUCCACACUACAAUAUCAGGAGAGAUAUGGACUUGGAAACGUACGUUAUUGUAAUAGACUGCAGCAAAUUUAAGUGGACCAUUCAAGACAUCAUCCAUUUUAUUAUCAGAAGUAUCACAUAAGUAUAUAAUUCUUAGCUUUAAUGCAAACAAAAUUGCUUGAAAAUGGCAUGGGUAAAAUUCUUACGGAAACCUGGUGGCAAUCUUGGAAAAGCUUAUCAGCCCGGGAGUAUGCUAUCCCUUGCCCCUACCAAAGGCUUGUUGAAUGAACCAGGACAAAACAGCUGCUUUCUUAAUAGUGCUGUACAGGUUUUAUGGCAAUUAGAUAUAUUCCGAAGAAGCUUGCGUGUUCUCACGGGGCAUGUUUGUCAGGGAGAUGCCUGCAUAUUUUGUGCAUUGAAGACAAUAUUUGCACAGUUUCAACACAGUCGAGAAAAAGCACUUCCCUCUGAUAACAUACGGCAUGCUCUUGCAGAAAGCUUCAAAGAUGAGCAGCGAUUUCAGCUUGGUCUUAUGGAUGAUGCUGCAGAGUGCUUUGAAAAUAUAUUGGAGAGGAUUCAUUUCCACAUAGUGCCAAGCAGAGACGCAGAUAUGUGUACUUCUAAAUCUUGUAUCACUCACCAGAAGUUUGCUAUGACUCUGUAUGAACAGUGUGUGUGUCGUAGCUGUGGAGCAUCAUCAGAUCCACUACCCUUUACAGAAUUUGUGCGGUACAUUUCUACAACAGCCCUAUGCAAUGAAGUUGAAAGAAUGAUAGAAAGGCAUGAACGCUUUAAGCCUGAAAUGUUUGCAGAAUUGCUACAAGCAGCGAAUACAACUGAUGACUAUAGGAAGUGUCCUAGUAAUUGUGGCCAAAAAAUAAAAAUUCGACGUGUUUUAAUGAAUUGCCCAGAGAUUGUUACAAUUGGUUUAGUCUGGGAUUCUGAGCAUUCUGACUUGACCGAAGAUGUUGUUCGGAAUCUAGCAACACAUCUUUAUCUUCCUGGGCUUUUUUACAGGGUUACAGAUGAAAAUGCCAGAAAUAGUGAACUUCACCUAGUUGGCAUGAUUUGCUACACUAGCCGACAUUAUUGUGCCUUUGCUUUUCAUACCAAGACUUCCAAAUGGGUAUUUUUUGAUGAUGCAAAUGUGAAAGAGGUUGGAACUAGAUGGAAAGAUGUAGUCUCCAAGUGUAUCCGAUGCCACUUCCAACCACUGCUUUUGUUUUACGCAAACCCAGAUGGCACAGCGGUUUCCACUGAAGAUGCGCUCAAGCAGGUUAUCAUCUGGUCACAUCAUAAAUCUGUUGCAGAAAAUAUAGGAUGUGAAAAUUCCUCAAUUUCUAAGUCAGAAAAUUCAAAAGAAAAUGGAUUUGGUGAUCAGACAAAACAGAGGGAAAAUCAGAGAUUUCAAGUAGAUAGUAUUUCAUCGUUUACUCGGAGCCACAUACAAACAAGUGGUGGUAGAGGACCAGUUAAGUCAAGCCACAAUGAUCAAAGGGAAAAAAUAAAAGAUAUUUCCAGAGAAUGUGCUCUAAAAGCCAUUGAACAGAAAAACUUACUUUCCUCACAAAGGAAAGAUUUGGAAAGGGGGCAAAGAAGAGAUUUGGGCAGACAAAGAGAUUUGGUUGAUGAAGACCUUCCACAUUUCAAGUCUGGAUCACCUCCUGUCUCCAAUGGCUUUAGACAGUAUGGGAAUUCACAUCUAUAUCAUAGUCAAGGGAAAGGACCAUAUAAACAUGACCGAGUUGCCCACCAGAGUCGAGCUUCUGCACAAACAUUAAGUUCAAGUAAAUGCCAGAUUCUUGCUUCAGGAGAGAAAGUUACUGGCAAAGUUAAGAGUGACAGUGGUACUGGAUAUGAUACAGAUAGUAGCCAAGAUUCUCGGGAUAAAGGAAGCAGCUAUAAUGGCAGCAGUAAAAGCCGAAACCGAGGUUGGAAACCUAUGAGAGAAACAUUAAAUGUUGAUAGUAUCUUUAAUGAAAGUGAAAGAAGGCAGCAUAGUCCAAGACAUAAAUCAAAUAUUAGUAACAAAUCUAAAUGUAGCAAAGAUCAGAGUUUUAAUAAUUGGCCAAAAGAGAAUCCAAAACAAAAAUGUUUAAUGACUAUAUAUGAAGAUGAAACGAAGCAAGAAACAGGAAGCAGGAGUUCCCUUGAAUUUAAUGGAAAGGGAACAGAGAAAAAUAAAGGCCUCAAAGAAACUAAAGUUCAUGGUGACAGUUGGCAGAUGCAAAGAACCGAGUCUGGAUAUGAAAGUAGUGAUCAUAUCAGUAAUGGAUCUGCUAAUUUGGACUCGCCUAUUAUUGAUGGAAAUGGUACAGUAACGGAUAUCAGUGGUAGUAAAGAAGCCGCAUCCUUCAGCGACAAGAUUAAGACAGGCAACCUAAACAUAGAGCAUGUGAACUCUACCUCCCAACAGAGUAAAAACCACCUGGAAGGCUUUAGAAGAGAACUCAAGAACUUGGAAGUCGACUGUAAAUCUCACGAGUCCCACUCAGAAUCACAUCUACAAAUAAAAAAUCCUUUGAUAAAAAGGUCACAUGUACGUGAAACCAAUGGAAAGUUAUUCUCAUCGUCCAGUCCACAGAUACCCAAGGACCAUACAGCAAGGGAGCAUGCCUACCUGUCAAAUGAACAGAAACUUGAAAAAUCAAGUGAAUGCAAAUUUUCUGAGUGGCCUAAUGUAGAAAAUCCUGAGAGAACAGGUUUGCUUUUUCACGUUGAUGAUAAUUCUGCUUCUGGAAAGAGAGUGAACAGUAAUGAAACAGUGUCACCGUCUUCAUUGCAGUCUUCUCUUAUGAGAACUGUGGGGUUAAAGCCUGAAACUGCUCCCGUACUCCAGCAGCAGAAUAUGACAGAACAAUGUUACUCUGAGAACUCUCUAUCCAGGGAAAAAUUAAUUCAGUCAACCCGCAGAUCUGAUGGUUGUCAGAUGCCAAAACCUUUUUGCCAGAAUCCACCACCUCCUCUGCCACCAAAGAAGUAUGUCAAGACCAGUGUGCCACAGUCAGAGAAAAACGAUUCUACACCUGAUGUGAAACUAACAGAGAUGUUUAAAACUAAUUGUUCUAAUCUUCCAAAGCAUAGUUUAAGUACAGCUUCAGGACCAGGUUUAGAAGUGAAUGCAUAUAUGAAUGAUGAAAGACCAAAGGAAACAUUUCAAGCAAAGGAGGAUUUUAGCCACAUACCAUCCAGCUUUUCAACUAAUGAUUUUCAGGCAGACUCAAGUACAGUUGCAGGUGCUUUAUGCCAACCAGAAAUAGACUCCGGUUCUUCUUGUCCAAAUGAGACAGUUUCAUUAACUACCUAUUUUUCGGUUGAUAACUGCAUGACUGAUACAUAUAGAUUGAAAUACCAUCAGAGGCCCAAGCUCUGUUUUCCAGAGAACAGUGGCUUUUGUAAUAAUUCCAUAUCUCAGAGUGAAAGAGGGCUAGGACCUGUGUCACAUACUAAUCUUGGUUCAAACUGCCCUUCCAAGCAAAGAUAUAAACCUGGUAUACAUUGUAGUAGAUAAAUGAUGAAACUGUUAGGCUUUUACUUGUCAGAGGCCAUUAACUAGGAAUUGACUGACCAAACCUAAUGAUAUAUGAAAUUCAAACCAUGUCAUUUUAAGUCAUUAGUCACUUUAUCUUUCUGUACAGAUUCUUUCUUUCAUGAAGACUAGCUUAUUGGAUAUUUUGGUUAUUCCCUCUUUAUUGUUUUGGAAUGCCUCAAAAAAAUAGAAAUUCAAGGAGUUCCUGUUUUGGCUUAGUGGAUUAAGACCCUGACGUUGUGUCUGCAAGAAAGUGGUUUCGAUCCCUGGCCUUGCUCAGGGUUAAGGAACAGUGGGUUAAGGAUCCAGAGUUGCUGCAAGCCGCAGUGUAGGUCGCAGAUGCAGCUCAGUGUUGCCACGUGGCUGUGGUGCAGGCCGGCAGCUGCAGUUACAAUUCGCCUGGGAACUUCUAUAUGCCACAGGUGCCACCAUAAAAAGGAAGAAAAAAAGAAAAAGAAAAUGAGGAGGUAUGCAGAGUCAUUCAUCAUACGCUGCAGUUGAGUAAAAAUGUAAUUUGUUCCUUUCUUUUUGACUGCUAGACCCAUAAGUAUUAAACUAACCAGUACUCAUAUGUAGAUUGGUAAUCUGUGCUAACUGAAAAAUAGCAGGAGAUGGGUAGUUCGUGUAGUCAAAGCAGUAUUUGCUUUGUGAGGAAGCACUUUCCAGUGGGUAGCCAAAAGAGGACUUCACCCAUUUACUUUUGACUUCUGUGAUAGUCUACUACAUACGGUCCCUUUAAGUGUCUUAAAAAAAAAAAAAAAAAAAAAAUCAACCCAUGAAAUUGACAACAUUU
Sus scrofa (pig) is the source of this 5077-nucleotide messenger RNA. It is a transcript of the gene USP53, whose product is annotated as ubiquitin specific peptidase 53. Gene Ontology annotation, molecular function: cysteine-type deubiquitinase activity. NCBI's taxonomy places the organism in Eukaryota, Metazoa, Chordata, Mammalia, Artiodactyla, Suidae. Gene Ontology annotation, cellular component: cell-cell junction. The record is from RefSeq and is a predicted model, not a curated record. Gene Ontology annotation, biological process: response to auditory stimulus; protein deubiquitination; sensory perception of sound.